Molecule: messenger RNA, 2481 nt
Organism: Vitis vinifera (wine grape)
Lineage: Eukaryota; Viridiplantae; Streptophyta; Magnoliopsida; Vitales; Vitaceae
Exons: 2
Coding region: 1-2481 (826 amino acids)
Molecular function (GO): zinc ion binding
Source: RefSeq, a predicted model, not a curated record
AUGGUGAGAACACAGACUGAUGUUGAUUAUGUUGGGGAUAGAGUUGUGGUUGAACCUAUUGAUGUGCCUCUUGGGACAACAUAUGAACAACUGUUGGAAAUGAUAUACUCAGUCACUGACAUCAAUAAAGAACAUUUUCGAUUAAUACUUAGUUGUAAGUAUCCUAUGAAAAAAGGGAACAAAUUCCAACCUUGCCCAGUAAAGAAUGAUAGUGGUGUAGCUCGAAUGUUAGAAAUGCAUAACAGAUUUGGGAUGGAUGAAGUUGAGUUAUUUGUUGAACAAGUACCUAUUGACUUACAAAUGAAUUCACCACUUGGUAAUUGCAUGCCUUUGUUACUUGGUGAAAAUGAUGGUACUAGUAAUGUUCAAAAUCCAUUUACUGUUGAGCAUAGAUCAGAAGAGGAUGAGGAAGAGGAAGAAGGAACACAAUGUGAUGAUGACAGUGUAGGAGCCGAGGAUAUUCAUAAUGAUGAUAAUCAAGAUAGGGAAGGUAGCUCGCCUUUUUUAGCUGUUCGUGAGGCAAUUGAAAGAGAACAAAUGAGAUAUGUGGCUGUGGAUGGGGAAGGAUGUAACUUGUCAAACAAUCCAGAUACAGAGGAUUUAUUUGAAAAUGUUGAAAACAUUGGUCAUGUUGUGUCAAGUGAAUGGACCCCAUGGGGAAACACUCUUAUGGGACAUCCAACUGGAGAGUUCAUAGUUGGACAAAUCUUUAAUUCCAAAGGAGAUUUGCAACAUGCUGUAAAGAUGUACUCUAUUAAUUCGCACCAAGAGUAUAUCGUUUUGUCAUCCACAAAGAAAUUGUUGGUCCUAAGAUGCAAGAAAGCUGAACAGUCUCAAUGUGCUUGGAGACUACGUGCUACAGUUGUUAAAGGGACAUCUUUAUUUGAGAUCAACAAAUAUAGUGGCCCACACACAUGUGUCAAUCCUUGCAUGAACCAAGAUCAUCAUCAGUUAGACUCAAACCUGAUAGCCGCCCAUAUAGAGGGAAUGAUUAAGACACAAUUCACACUUUCAGUGGCUGCCAUUCAAGCAAGUGUUGUAGAAAGAUUCGGGUACCAUAUCUCAUACACUAAGGCUUCGAAAGGCAAGCGUAAAGCAUUAACUAAUUUGUUUGGUGAUUUCUAUAAAUCAUACGCUAAACUGCCACAUUUUUUUGGUGCCUUAGAGCAAGCCAAUCCAGGAUGUGUUGUAAUUUCUAAAACAUUCCCAGGAAAUAUGCGAAAUGAAGAGGUUUUUCACCGAGUCUUUUGGGCAUUUCAUCCUUCCAUAGAGGGCUUCAAGCAUUGUCGUCCUGUGUUAACUAUUGAUGGUACACACUUGUAUGGGAAGUAUAAGGGCACUGUAAUGAUUGCCAUGGGCUGUGAUGGAAAUAAUCAAUUGUUUCCUCUUGCUUUUGCAUUAACUGAGGGUGAAAAUGUUGAUAGUUGGGGAUGGUUUUUGGCAUGUAUUAGAAAUCGAGUAACUCAAAGGAGGGGUCUUUGUGUUAUCUCUGAUCGUCAUCCGGGCAUUAUGGCUGCGUUUGCUAAUGUUUAUCUUGGUUGGUCUGAGCCAAAUGCAUAUCAUCGAAUUUGUAUGCGCCAUCUUGCUAGCAACUUUAUGACUCACUUUAAGGACAAAUGCUUGAAACAACUUUUAUGUAGAGCUGCCUUAGAAACUAAGGUAGAAAAAUUCAACAUGCAUAUGGAGACAAUUGGGAGAAUCAAUCAAGACGCACUCAGUUGGUUGGAGGCUAUUCCCUUUGAGAAAUGGGCACUAUCACAUGAUGGAGGUCGACGAUAUGGCAUAAUGACUACAAACAUGUCAGAAGUGUUCAAUAGUGUGCUUAAAGGGGCACGAAGUUUCCCUAUCACCGCAUUUGUUCAAUUGACAUUCUAUCGAGUUAAUAGUUACUUUGCUGUAAGAAGAGAACAUGGUGCUAGUCGACUUGCUUCAGGUGAACAAUACACUCCUUAUGUUGAUGCUAAGAUUAAUGCAAAUGUUGUUAAGGCAGGUUCUCAUGAGGUUGUUUUGUAUGAUCACUUCCAAGGAGUGUUUCAUGUGAAGGCCAGUAGGGGUAGUAAAAAGACAUCAUCUGGUGGAAGAACACAUCGUGUUAACCUACGUGAGCAUGUAUGCACAUGUGGCAAAACACUCAUAUAUGGAUUCCCAUGUAGUCAUAUUUUAGCGGCAUGUCAUUUUCGUUCAAUUGAUUUUAGAUCAUUUGUUCAACAUUAUUACACUAUACAAUCGUACUUUAGCACUUGGGCACCACUGUUUAACCCGAUACACAAUGAGUACGAGUGGCCACCAUAUGUUGGUCCAGUUAUUGUGCCUGCAGAUUCAAUGAAACGUGUGUCAGGUGGACGACCUAAAUCUACUCGUUUGCACAAUGAAAUGGAUGUUAGAGAAGGUAAAAACUCAGUUACAUGUGGUUUGUGCAAACAAAGUGGUCACAAUCGUCGUUCUUGUCCAAAUAAGAACAUGGGUGCUGGGCCUUCAUGA